GUGAAGAAAGACAAAAAAAAGUUUCAAGAGAACUAUACUUUGUUCUUUAUCUCUUCUUUCUUUCUUUCUCAAUGUCAAACAUUUCGGGAGAUGAUGAACCUUUCAAGCAUUACAGUGCUUCAACACCAACAAAUAGUGAUGGAUCUUCAAUUCAACAGCAGCAAGCUCCAAAAGACAAGAAGAAGAGAAACCCACCUGGAAAUCCUGAUCCAGAUGCUGAAGUGAUAGCUUUAUCACCUAAAACCCUCAUGGCUACAAAAAGAUUCAUAUGUGAAAUUUGCCAGAAAGGGUUUCAAAGGGACCAAAACCUUCAAUUACAUCGACGGGGCCAUAAUCUUCCCUGGAAGCUGAGGCAAAGAACCAGUACAGAAACAAGGAAACGAGUCUACGUUUGUCCAGAAACUUGCUGUGUUCACCACCAUCCAUCUCGAGCUUUAGGUGAUCUUACAGGGAUUAAGAAACAUUAUUCCCGUAAACAUGGUGAAAAGAAAUGGAAAUGUGAUAAGUGCUCAAAAAAGUAUGCAGUGCAAUCUGACUGGAAAGCUCAUUCAAGAACUUGUGGUACAAGGGAAUAUAAAUGCGAAUGUGGUACCAUCUUCUCCAGGAGAGAUAGUUUCGUCACGCAUAGAGCUUUCUGUGACGCCCUAGCUGAAGAAAACAGCAAAAUUAGCCAGGUGUUAGCAGCCAACAAGGGAGGUACUAAUAUAGAAAGCCCGGAAGAUCUUGAAACCAUGUCAACGAGGACAUUCGAGAACAAGCUUGGCACAUCCAUGGCAGCACCUGACUUAAGCCACCUAGAUGGGACAAUCUCAAUGAUGAAGACGCCACCUAAUGAACUUAUGCAGAUGUCUAUGGAACCAUUAAACAUUGCUGGAUUAACCAUGUUCCCUUCAACACUUUUAGGCAGCCCAAGAAACCUAUCCUUUCCAUCUUCACGUCCUCAGCUGAGCACAAAUUCACCAACAGUCUUGAAAGGUUAUAAUGACAGCAAUAGCAAAUGCCACCAAGAAGCCAGUAUAGCCCAGUUUUCAGCAACAGCCCUGAUGCAGAAAGCAGCUCAAAUUGGUUCAAUCAUGAGGAGCAAUAUAAGUUCUCCAAUGGUGCAAAAGGGUUUUACUCCAAAUAUGGCACCGUUGUCCUACAAUGGAACAUUAAAGUAUUUGAGCGAUACGAACAUAUUUCAUCAAAGGGGAACAGAAAAGGUUUCAGCAUCAGAUCAGCUUCAUGACCCCCUUAGUAAUGGAGAUGAGAGCUCCAGAAUGCAGAAUUUGGGAACCAACAACGGUCUAUUAUUUAACGAAAACCUGGAUUUCUUGCAUAAUAAUGAGGGCGCUUGUGAUGCAGAUGAUGGUGAUACAACUAUAAAUGGAAGGAACCAAGCAGGGAUUUAUGCAAGAAGUCUCAAGAACUCGAAUUUCAUGACUCUGGAUUUAUUGGGGAUCGGUGGAUUCGGACAUACAGUUUUUCAUGGAAUGCAGCAGCAAGAGAUGGAUGUUGAAGCAGCCACAACAGUACUAGAGGAUGCAAGCUGCAUCGGAUACGUUUCAGCAACGGAUCAUUCAACUCACAAUUGAGAAAUUCACCUGGGAUUCUUGAUAUCGAAAUUAUGUAUUCUAGACAAGCACUUCUUAUCUGUCAAGAAUCGU
Molecule: messenger RNA, 1646 nt
Organism: Coffea eugenioides
Lineage: Eukaryota; Viridiplantae; Streptophyta; Magnoliopsida; Gentianales; Rubiaceae
Product: zinc finger protein GAI-ASSOCIATED FACTOR 1-like
Exons: 3
Coding region: 72-1574 (500 amino acids)
Cellular component (GO): nucleus
Molecular function (GO): DNA-binding transcription factor activity
Source: RefSeq, a predicted model, not a curated record